UUAUAAUUUCUUUAAUGACAAAAAAAAAAUAAUAAUUAUUGAAAUUUGGGCUAACAUGUGAGAAAUAUAUACAUAGAUACAUAGAGCAUUGUGUGCAUGAGCGAGAGUUGUGUGAGUCAUAAAUCAUCAGAACGGAAAGAUGGGUUGGGCAAUAGCUCUACACGGCGGCGCCGGCGACAUUCCAUAUUCACUUCCACCUGAACGCCGUCAACCACGUGAAGAAGCACUCCUUCACUGCCUCCAAAUUGGUGUCAAAGCUCUCAAAUCCAACACGCCCCCUUUAGAAGUCGUUGAACUUGUUGUUCGUGAGUUAGAGAAUAUUCCACACUUCAAUGCUGGAAGAGGAUCUGUUCUUACCACCAAAGGCACUGUUGAAAUGGAAGCUUCUAUAAUGGAUGGUAAGACUAUGAAAUGUGGAGCUGUUUCUGGUCUUACCACUGUUGUCAAUGCUGUUUCUUUGGCUCGUUUGGUUAUGGAUAAUACUCCUCAUAUUUAUUUGGCUUUUCAUGGAGCUGAGGAUUUUGCAGCACAACAAGGCGUUGAGACUUUAGAUUCAAGCUAUUUCAUUACUCCAGAAAAUAUUGAAAGACUAAAUCAGGCAAAAGAAGCCAAUAGGGUCCAGAUUGAUUAUACUCAACCCAUCCAAAAUGAUACUGAGAAGGAAACACCAUUUGCUAAUGGUGAUAGUCAAAUUGGAACUGUUGGGUGUGUGGCUGUUGAUAGUAACGGAAAUCUAGCAUCUGCAACAUCAACUGGUGGAUUAGUGAACAAAAUGGUUGGUAGAGUCGGCGACUCGCCUCUCAUAGGUGCUGGUACAUAUGCCAAUGAAUUUUGUGCAGUUUCGGCAACAGGAAAAGGCGAAGCGAUAAUACGUGGGACAGUAGCAAGAGAUGUGGCUGCUAUGAUGGAAUUCAAAGGCCUUUCUCUGAAGGAAGCUGCAAAUUGUGUUGUACACGAGCGCACACCAAAGGGCACUGUUGGUUUGGUUGCUGUUUCUGCUUCAGGAGAAGUUGUAAUGCCUUAUAAUACCACAGGCAUGUUUAGAGCAUGUGCUACUGAAGAUGGAUAUUCUGAAGUUGCCAUUUGGCCAGCUACUAAAAUUGAGUGAUCUUGAGACUUUUCUGAUUUCCAAACUUAAUUUAACUAUGUAUGACAUUUAUGUUGAUGAUUCAUGCUUGGUUGUUAUAUCAUAAGGAAAUCUAUUUGCUUGUCAAGAUAGAUAUUGUUGAUUGGUCCCUAGCAUAGUCUUCUUUGGUGCUUUAUUAUA
Molecule: messenger RNA, 1267 nt
Organism: Cicer arietinum (chickpea)
Lineage: Eukaryota; Viridiplantae; Streptophyta; Magnoliopsida; Fabales; Fabaceae
Product: isoaspartyl peptidase/L-asparaginase
Molecular function (GO): hydrolase activity
Source: RefSeq, a predicted model, not a curated record